Messenger RNA from Melospiza melodia melodia, 2401 nucleotides. RefSeq names its product spidroin-2-like. The transcript has 2 exons. The record is from RefSeq and is a predicted model, not a curated record. The coding region runs from base 989 to 1705 and encodes 238 amino acids. Lineage: Eukaryota; Metazoa; Chordata; Aves; Passeriformes; Passerellidae.
UGUCGCGGAGCCGCCGUGGCCGGGCCCUAAGUACUGACGCGGCGAAGGCAUCCAUACAUCUGCUCUGAAUCAUCCCCAGCAAUGCCCCUGGCCCUGCUGCCCAGCCAGCCCGGCUGCCCGCGGCUCCCCGGGCCAGGGAUGGGGCUGGGGACAGCCCGGGUCAUGGGGACACGGGGCAACAGAGCCCGAGGUGAGAGAGGUGAUGGGGACACUGAAGGACAGUGCUCAGGGCUGAGAGGUGAUGGGGACACUGAGGGACAAUGCUCAGGGCUGAGAGGUGAUGGGGACACUGAAGGACAGUGCUCAGGGCUGAGACAGGUGAUGGGGACACUGAGGGACAGUGCUCAGGGCUGAGAGGUGAUGGGGACACUGAGGGACAAUGCUCAGGGCUGAGAGGUGAUGGGGACACUGAAGGACAGUGCUCAGGGCUGAGAGGUUGUGGGGACACUGAGGGACAGUGCUCAGGGCUGAGAGGUGAUGGGGACACUGAGGGACAGUGCUCAGGGCUGACACAGGUUGAUGGGGACAAGGAUGUGGUGUUCAGGGCUGUCAGGAGUGAUGGGGACCCAAAGGACAGCAGUUGGGACAGUGCCAAGGUGACAGGGACAUGGGGGAACAGAGCUCGAGGUGAGACAGGUGAUGGGGACACUGAGGGACAAUGCUGACACAGGUCAUGGGGACACAAAGGGUCAGCAGUUGGGGUGAUGCCGAGGUGACAGGGACAUGGGGACGCUGUACUUGGGGCCAAGCCGGGCUGAUGGGAGCGCAAAGGGAAAGUGCUGAGGGCUAAGAGGAGGUGACAAGGACACAGGACCAAGCUGUGGUGAUGCAGUCGUGCUCAGGGCUGAGCUGGAGUCAUGGGGACACGGUGCUCGGGGCCAAGCCAGGGUCACAGGGAGACAAGGGACAGCGCUCAGGGCUGUGACAGGGACACAGCGCUCAAGAGCAAGCUGGGGUGACAGGGAAAUGGGGACACGGAGGCGGGGCGAUGAGGGGACACGCUCAGGCCAGAGCCGUGUUGGUGGCCGGCAGCCGAGCCCAGGCUGGGGGCACACGGAGCCAGCGGGCAGCGGGUGGCACCGGCUGCCCUGCAGAUGGCCCGGGGCUGGCAGGGGGCUGGCAGGCGCUGCUGGGCACGGCGGGUUCUGUGCCAGGAAGAGGUGGGAUCGUGCGGUUUCCUCUCCCGGGAGGCCAGCCCGGCCCCCAGCCGCUGACACCCGCGGUGGCCGCGGGCACCGAGGCGCGGUGGGUCCCGCAGGAGGGAGCCCCGCAGGAGGAAGCUCCCAGCGAGCCGCCGCAUUUCGCAUUUCACUUCCACGCCGGGUCGCCCACGCAGGGCCCGGGGCGAGGAGGAGGAGGAGCGGAGGAGGAGCCGUGGGCAGCAGCCGCCUUCUGCCUCGCACCCCAGGAGCCAUUUGGCCCCGGUGUCCGGCUCUCGGCGGCAGCAGCCCCGGCUCAGGUAGGGAUGGCGCGGUGGCAGCGGGCAGGGGGUGUGCGGGCACAGGGGCCGGGUGACUCGUCCCUGUCCCUUGUCCCCUGUCCCCAGCAGCGCUGCAGGCGCGGGGUUUCGCUCGAUGCUUCACUUCUGCUUCUGCUCGCCGUGGGUCCCCAGCCACCCCAGCCCGGUCCCGUGGCUCCCAGGGCCAGACGGACGGGCUGGCUCCGAGUCUGGCUGCACAUGGGGACUGUCACCUCUGUCCCCUGAGGUCGUGUGUGGCACUGGGAGAGGCGCUGGUGUUUCUGGGUCGGAUCAGCCGGGCAGGCAGAGCUGUGGUGUGCCAGGGUGGUGGGUGCAUGCCCAAAAACCUCCAUCCCUGUGCCAGGGGGAUCAGCUCCCCUGUGCUGGACCCAGAGCUGGCUCUCCCCAUCCCGUGCCCGGGAUGGGUCUGGAGCAGUGGUGAGCAGCCGGACGGGAGCUCCUGUCCCAGCUCAUCCUCUCCCAGCACCCUCCACCCUAGAAGCUUUAUUACAGGCUUCCCGGGGAACUGGCCAAUUAACCCUGCAUCGGUAAUUAAAAUCCAUGGAGGACAGACCACGGACCCGGGAUUACUUGUCCCUGUCUGGAAAAUAAGAGCAUCCGUGAUGAGUCCUGGAACAGGUCUGGCGGCAGGAGCCAUUUGCCCCGGGGCUCCCUGGGGAUGCCGAGAGCUCCCACGUGGCUGCCGGGCUGCUGCCCAUUGCCAGCGGGGCUUUGGGCACCGAGGGCAGGGCCACGGGGGGCUCUGGACCCUGGGGGUGGCAGCGGGGGGUGCAGCUCCCAGUGUCACCCCAGAUGUGCCCUCUGGCUGUGGCUGUGUCCUGGCAGGGCACAGGGCAGUGGCUGAGCCCCUCUGUGGGGGCUGCACCCCAGGGACCACCCCGGGGAGCUGGGGGGGACAAGCACCAAAUCCCACCUGCUCCC